AUGCCAGGGGUGGCUUCACAGCACGGGGGCAAGGAGGGAUCACUCUAUGCUAGAGGUUUCCAAGGUGACAAGGGCCCGCCGGGCGCUGCCGGGUCCCCGGGCUCCAAGGGGGAACCAGGACCUCCGGGCCCAGAUGGGCCUCCAGGGAAGGCAGGCAUUGAUGGCCUGACAGGAGCAAAAGGGGAACCAGGGCCCAUCGGACGUCCAGGACCUAAAGGCCAGCCUGGACUUCUAGGGCCUCCGGGACUCCCUGGCCCGUCGCUGCCAGGACCGCCUGGGCCUCCAGGUCAGGUUGGACUUCCUGGGGAAAUCGGUGCCUUGGGACCUAAGGGGGAUCCUGGACCUGAUGGACCACGAGGCCCCCCAGGACCCCCCGGAAGACCUGGCCCACCGGGACACAUCCAAGGCCUAGAAGGCAGUGCUGACUUCUUGUGUCCAACCAACUGCCCGCCAGGACCCAAAGGCCCGCAGGGACUGCAGGGCCUGAAGGGACACAGAGGCCGCCCCGGUGCCCUUGGGGAGUCGGGCAGACAGGGCAGGCCGGGUCCCAAAGGCGACGUGGGUGUUUCCGGCGAACAAGGCAUCCCAGGCCCUCCAGGUCCUCUGGGACCCAGGGGUUACCCUGGCAUGGAGGGUCCGAAAGGCGAGAUGGGACCCAGUGGUUAUAAAGGAAUGAUUGGCUCUAUUGGAGCUUCUGGAAAGCCGGGUGAGGAGGGACCCAAAGGGCCACCUGGGGGAGCCGGCGAGAAGGGAGAUAUUGGUGGCCGUGGCAUCAGGGGACCCCAGGGGGACCUGGGCCCCAAGGGGGAGAAUGGUCUCCCUGGCAUUGAUGGUAAAGAUGGCACCCCCGGCAUCCCUGGUGUGAAGGGGAGCGCAGGGCAACCGGGCCGCCCAGGACCACCGGGGCACCGAGGAAUGGCUGGUUUACCAGGCCAAUCUGGCACCAAAGGCGGCCCAGGAGCAAAGGGUGAGCCAGGUCCCCGCGGGCUGGCAGGAAUUACCGGGCCUUCGGGGCAAAUGGGUGAGCCCGGACCUCCAGGUGAGCAAGGGCCGCAAGGUGUCCCUGGGCUGAAGGGCGAUCGGGGUGAGCGUGGCCCUGUGGGUCCCCAAGGUGUUCAGGGGAAAGUGGGAUCUAAAGGGGAGCAGGGUCCUCCCGGCAUCCCAGGAUCCCAAGGCCUGCCAGGUGUCAAAGGAGACAAGGGCUUUCCAGGAAAAAUUGGUUCCAAAGGUGGCAUUGGAGACCCUGGCGUGGAAGGUCUUCCCGGGGAGAAGGGGGAGAAGGGUGAAUCAGGUGAGCCAGGACCAAAGGGGCAGCAAGGCAUCCGUGGUGAGCCUGGCUUUGCUGGUCCUUCUGGUGAUGCUGGCUCACCUGGCGUAAGAGGUUACCCAGGACCACCAGGCCCUCGUGGGCUCAACGGAGAGCGCGGCGUGCCAGGAAUGCCUGGCAAGGCAUGCCGGUGAGGCCGGGAUGCUGGGGACCAGCACAUUGUUGAUGUGGUCUUGAAGAUGUUGCAAGAACAGCUGGCAGAGGUGGCAGUGAGUGCCAAGAGAGCAGCUUUAGGUGAAGUUGGUGUGAUGGGACUGCCUGGUCCCCCAGGGCCCCCUGGGCCACCUGGUGAGCAAGGCCUGCAUGGACCCCCUGGACCACGUGGCAUCCCGGGCAUUUUAGGAGCCAUGGGGCAGAUUGGCAACACUGGGCCCAAAGGGAAGCGAGGAGAGAAAGGAGAGCGUGGAGAUGUUGGACGUGGACAUCAGGGCAUGCCGGGACCUCCGGGAAUCCCAGGUCUUCCUGGCAUCCCUGGCCAUGCCCUCAAUGGCAAAGAUGGAGAGCGAGGCCCUCCUGGAUCCUCUGGGCAACCGGGACGACCUGGGUUACCUGGGCCGGCUGGUCUCCCCGGAUUCUGCGAGCCCGCUGCCUGCUUAGGAGCCUCUGCUUAUGCCUCGGCACGUCUAACUGAGCCAGGAGCUGUCAAAGGACCUAUGUACUGAGUGAUGCAUGCUGGCGUCCUUGGAGAAAUUAAAUGGGAACUUUUAUCGACCAAGCUGGCCAAGCACCACCAAGACACAGCUGGUCUGGGGCCGGAAACCAAAGAGAUGGGACACUCCCAACUUGUGUAAAGCAAUAUAGAUGGGGAACCUCUACCUACAUGCCCGGGCAUCCAUACCACGUGCUCUCUUCUGGUAGGAGGGAGACGUAUGGUUACCCGGGGACACACAACUAAGGGGAAAAGACAUUAUUGGGGACUGAAUUUGACAUAUAAAAAACCCUCAAACCCUUUAAAACAAAUCACGGUAGGGGUGAAAGCCAGAAGAAUAAAACUCCGUUGGCUUCAAUAUUGUGUCCUCUUCGUUAGGGCUCAUUAGUUACCUCAGUCUGACCGCCCAUGCCCAACUGUCAUCCUCCCAAAAAGAAAUAAAUCGCCUUUUUCUACAUAUUCUCUUAUUCUUCCAUGUUUUAUUUUGUGUGUAGGCAAAAGCUGCUUGUUGUCUGUCCCCCUUGUUGUCCUACUUGUUUUCAAAGAAGAAAAAAAAAAAUGAUGGUUGCCUAUUUAAUGAAGUCUCCAGAUCCAGCCUUCUUUAAUGUUGGACACUUCCCAAGCUGUAAAUCUGUGUAACAUAGGAUUAUUUUAUAAUUAAGAACAAAUGCAUACAUCCACUUUUUAACAAAAUGGACAAUAAAAUUGA
Alligator sinensis (Chinese alligator) is the source of this 2685-nucleotide messenger RNA. RefSeq names its product collagen type IX alpha 2 chain (gene COL9A2). The transcript has 31 exons. NCBI's taxonomy places the organism in Eukaryota, Metazoa, Chordata, Crocodylia, Alligatoridae. The record is from RefSeq and is a predicted model, not a curated record.